GUGAGUGAGUAGGACUUGGGCUGGUUGGGUUGCCGUGCUCUCAGUCAUCAUCCAUCCUUCCUCCCAUUCAUUCACAGUCACACUCUCGGAGAGAGAACACACCGAGGACGACCACACACCACCACCUUUCUCCAGUUUUCUCUUGGUUGGACCUUUUCCACAUUUGUGUAUUUUCAGUCCAAUGUGAUUUACCUCUAAUCUUACCUAGUAUCUAGUCUAGUGGUCCGAGUACCUUAGCAAUUAAGAGCAACCACCAUCUAGUCAAACCACUGUCUCAAUUCGUCCGUUUAACUACAAAAAUACAAAAAACUUUUACAUACAACCCACUCCACCACGCACAAGUCAUUCGGAGUUAGGAUGUAAGCAUCGUGGUGGGUUUGUAUUUGGGCGUGUGUAAUUUAGGGAGGCUGACACCACUGGUUUUUUUUUGCAGACGCGUUCUUGGAGAAAACACGUCUAGUAGCCACACAUACAUAAAUACACACAUACACACACACUUUACUGUUUAUUGUCCUGGAUGGGAUGCAAAUGACAAGCGAACUUCGUACUACUAGAUAUUUCAAGUGAGAGAAGAUAGGAUCCAGUUAUUUGUUGGCUUCACUAUUAAAUGAAACUCUACUACAACGACUAAAAAAAUACACCAACUUGUACAGAGAAAACAACUCAAGGCAUUACAUUCAGUAUGAACCCAACUCCUACACACGGUCUACCUCAAGACACGACAGAAACACUUGAUUUCCUGAAACACGUUGACAAACAAAAAUAAGUUCAUACAAAUUACAACAAGUCUGAGACGUGAGACUUUGAGAAACUUUUAAAACUAUUCUAUCUUGUAACGGAAGUCAAAAAAAGAAGACAAAAUACAACAUAAUAACUCUAGUCAAAUCCCAGUCAGGAAUUGUUGCCGUACUUAAAAUACUACUACUUUUUGUCGUGUUUUAUAUAUAAACUGCCUUAAAUUUUGAAUUGUAUUUCCUUUUUGGGAUAAUAAUAAUAAUAAUAAAUAAUAAAUAAUAAUAACGAAGACGAGAAGAUUUACAAUCCCAAAUAUUUAUAUAUAAAUAUAUCUCUGAGCCCAAGCCCGUGCUGCUGCAGUUCUCUCUCAAGGAGUGAGGCAAGAAUCUGUGUGCAGUUGUGACACCGUCCUGGAAAUUACUUUCACCUCCUGUGGCUGGCUGGCUCUUUCUUUCUCAUUUCAACAAAUUCACUCGUCUGACUCGUCGGAUCGGGUGAGAUUUCUUCAACACAAAAACAGACCGACGACAAUCUGAUCCUGUAUUGCAAAUAAUAAUAAUAACAAUAAUAUAACGGCGACAACAACGACGACGACGACCUCGUCGCCCUCCUCCCACCACCAAAGCCACCCUCUCCAUGUUUUUGUUAUUAAGGAGAGCAGCAGACUAUGUAGACAGGAAGAAGUAGUACACACUGCCCCAAUUCAUUUUCAUUCUCGACGGAGGAGUAACAUUGGGUGGACGCUUUGUGAUUGAGAAAGUGUUUUAAAAAUCGGGAGAAAACUGAGAGUUGAAAGUGUUUUAUUUGGUGGUGGUUUGGCUGUCUAGAGACGAAAGUGGAGUUGAUUUGAUGUUGAGUAUGAGUGGUUGUGGGCAAGUGUUUGUUGAGGACAAGGGACACUUUGAACGUCGUCUUGAAGCAGGCCACUUACACCGGCUUGUGACUCUUUGGCCUCUCAAGCACCACCACUGUUGUCGAGGACUACUUUUUGAUCGAGUAUCGAGACCCACAGUAUCGAGACCCACACUGACCUGGUCAAAGGUCAAAGGGGGUCCCCGCAGUUAAUGCCGGUGUGUUAAAGUGGCAAUGGCAACAACAGCAACACUAAACGGGCCAACAGGCGGGCUCCAUGCUACACCAACUUUAAUUCAUACGGACAAUCCUCCCCCAGAAGAAACUUGUCGAGUAGACUCCAACUCUAGUUUUGAAAGUGGGCAUGAAGAACAAAUUCAGCUCCAAAGAGGAAAAGGUGGCGGCAGUGGCGGACCUGGAGAAGGGGUUGACUGUCCAAACACUGCUCCCCCCAAUACAGACCUGGGAUUUGAUGACCCUUCAAUUCCCACAAACAACAAUUCUACCACAGCCCACAACAACGCAGCCUAUUUCAUGGACUUGUCGGAAGCGUCCUCCAAGAAGAGGAGAAAGCAGUCUCGUCCCGUCCGCAUCCCAGUUGACCCCUCUGACGAGACAGGUGGGGUUCCUGGUGGCAGCGACCCAUUGCAGCAACACGGAGGAGGAGGGGAGGAGGUUGAGGAGGAGGAGGGCCGUCAGAGGAGCGAAGGAAUUAGCAAAGGGCCCAGGUCCCACGUGCCUCUUAAUCUCUCCGGUCGCAACGAUCAGACCUCUUCUUCGUCAGAAGAUGAGGCCAAAAGUUCCUUCACCAUGUCAAACAACUCUCCACGUCUCAACUCCUUCAGUGAAAAUGACAAGACUGAACUUCUUCUUGCGGGACAAGGGACCAAAGACUCCCCACAUCGGAUGAGCACCACCGGCUCGCCCUCUCUCCCCGUGUCUUUCUCCCCGGGACUGUUCCCCCUCGGUGCACCAUCCUCCUUCAGCUCCCUCUUCUCCGCAAACCUCAACCUAUUCGCCCAACAACAACAGCAGCACCACCAACAGCAACAGAACCCUGGUCCUGCUGGCACACCCACGUCCUCCUCAUCUGCCGGUUCCAAUAGUGGGCUCAUGGUGGGGAACGUGUCUGCCUCCCUGCAAAACAUGCCCCCACACCGGAUUUUCAACCCAGAGGCCUACUGUGACCUUUGCAACAAGGAAUUUUGCAACAAGUAUUUUCUCAAGACACACAAAGCCAACAAGCACGGCGUGUACACAGAAAUGUCUCCAAGUUUAGGGAUGGGACAAGUAAUUGUGGCCAACUCGUCGUCCAACACCUCAUUCCUCACUGGGGCUGCCAUCCUUUCAUCAGCAGCAGCCAACACGAUCAGCACCAGUUCUGCAAAUUCUUCCACUGCCCUUCUCCUCGCUGGACACGGCCAACAACCAGGCGGAGGAGGAGGAGUAGUAAUGGGAGCAAACCUGCUAGGAGCUGCUGCUGGCAAUACCACCGUCUCCUCCAGUUCUGGGCCAAGUUCCAAUAGUUUAGUCAAAGGGACGACUGCUGGAGGCAUCUCAUCGGAAAUCCCCUUCUCGUUGGCUCCAUUCACUCUAGAGAAAGGGGCCGGAAAUAGCAAUGGCUCUCAGCAACGUGAAUCAUUCUGCGAACUCUGCCAAAAGGAGUUCUGCAACAAGUACUUUCUCAAACGACACAAGGCCAAAAUCCAUGGAAUUCCUGUCGACAGUCAUUCAUCCACCGGGAGUGGGCGGAGCAGUAGUUCCAGCAACCAUGGCAAGAGCAGCAGUCGACCCUUCUCCAAUGGGGGUGCUGGUGGUGACAACAAAAGUCUGUCCCUUCGGGAGUUGGGGUUGGAAAGUCUGGGUCUCGAGAUUGUAGCCAAGCAUGUGGAGGAAGCCAACCGUGUGGGGGGUGGUGGUGGAGGUUUUGGAGACUUGGGAGGACGAGAAGAAGGAGAACUUUCCGCCGAGGAGGAAACAAGAGACGACCAGAAAAGUCCGGAUAAUUUGGGAGAAAAUUCCGCGGAUGAAAAUUGCUCGUACAGAAUGUCCAUCAAUAACGCUUCCUCCUCCAACAUAGGGGACAACAGUUGCCAAUUCUGCCUCCGUGACUUUUCCUCAAAACAACACCUCAUUAACCAUCUCAUCAAAAAGCAUCGACUCCUCGUUCCAUCCACAUUCCCACCAUUUCUUUUCCCUUUCCCUGCCCUGUUUGAUGACCAGAGUGGUGGUGGUGGUGGUGGCGGCGGCGUUGGUGGUGCUGAUACUCCACUGACUCUGAAUAACAAUGGAAAUGCCGCUGUGGGUGUGGAGGGUGAUUUUGAGUGCACUUUGUGCAACCGAUCCUUCCAAACGGUGUACCUUCUUCGCAUGCACAAAUCAUACUUUCACCCUGACUCAUCCCAUCAUUACGGAGGAGGAGGAAACGACGACCAAGAAGAAUCAGAAGCCGACAAGUACGCGAGAGCAGUUUUUGCCGUGAAUCAAGAAUCCCAUCACUCUUCUAAACGACGAGGAGGAGGGAGACGCGGAGGUGAUAUAACAAACGCUGAGGAGGGAGACGAAGCAGAUGAAGUUGACCAAGACGAACAAGAAUUUCACUCUGAACAUGACGAGUCCAACUCUCCGUCUUCUCCAACAGCAGCAACAGCCGGAGCAGAUGACAAUAAUAUGAAACUGGACCACAGGGCUUCAAAGAGCAAAGAGGAUAAAAAAUCAAAAUCGUCCAUUGCAGAAAUCGAGGCGAGAGGAGAUGCCACUUCUGACUCUGACGACUUGCGACGGCUCCAAACAAUGAUAAUGGAACUGAAUCGGGUUUCUUCUGCGGUUGCAUGGAGUCCUCCUCUUGAUGGGUCUGUAGGUUCGCUAGGCACUCAUCUCUCACUCCCCCCGUCACUCGGGGGGAUGGGGCAGUCAGGCAGCAGUGGGGGUGGAACCCAUUGUGGAAUUUGCAACAAGGAAUUCUACUCCACCUACUUUCUCCAACAACACAUUCAACACUUUCACUCUGCAAACAAUGGAGGAACGGAGUCGUAUGUGAUUAAAAGCGAGUCUCCUCUCAACACCCUCAUAAAUUCUUCCGGGGAGCGGAGUGGAACUCCGACGGAUGGUGGUGGAGGAAAUAUUCGCAUAAAAACCGAAUCCUUUGACAUGAGUGGAGGUGGUGGGAACAAGAAGUCUGAAUCCACCGGUGGGAUGAUUACCAUCUCUCCAGAGACCUUAAAAGAGCGCCUCCUCAACCCAGAAGCAUUUGGAAGUGGGGAUUCUUCCGCGCUUGGAAGUCUCGGUGGGGGUGGCACUUCUACAUUUUUGACACCAAAUUGCCCCAAAGGAAGCAGCAACAACAGCAGCGUGAAUAACAACAAUAAUAACAAUGCGCUAAAUAAGGACGGGCCAAAGAGACCAAGUCCUUCCCUCAGCCGAAGUUACUGUACUAUUUGUCACAAAGAACUGUGCAAUAAAUACUUCAUGCGCACCCACAUGCUAAAAAUGCAUGGAAUCAGCAUUGAAAGCAGUACAGGGUUGGGUGGCGUCACUUGUGACAUUUGCAACAAAGAGCUGUGUUCCAAAUAUUUCCUGAAAGUACACAAGCAAAAUACGCACGGGAUUGUGGAUGAGGGGCCGUCACCUCCCAAUCCAUCCACCCCAGGACCUGGGCCCUUGGCCAGUUUGCAAACCUCAGCCGCUGCCAACUUUCCCCAACUUCUAAGCAACUCUGGCGGCGGUUCAGGUUCUUUGACAGGACUCAAUCUCUCCACUAAUUCGGCAAACACGUCUCCUUCCUUAUCUGAGGGGGGCAACCAGCCCGACAGCAAUUCUCUCCUCCCACUAUUUCCCAAGGAAGCAGGCGACCUUUCCAAUCGCUACUUUUGCCACUACUCUGAAGUUUGUCCCUUUUGCGGGAGGAGGUUCCGGAGUCCAAAGUGGCUCAAAACCCAUUUACAACAAGAUCACGGGGAAGAAGGUCGUGAGAGGUGGAAAAGCAUUGAGCGGAGUCUAAGACGAAGCCAGAAGACGUCAUCAUCCGUCAGCUCGUCAUCUUCAAACAACAAACAAGGUGGGGGUGGUGGAGGAGGAAGUUAUCCGCACACCUCGUCCUCCUCCCUCUCAACGUCAAAGAGUGGUGGGGGUUCGUCGCAUAAUAGUAGCAAAUUGGGAAGAGAUCGGCUGGACGGGAAUAAAUGCGCAUUUUGCACUUUCUCCACUGGGGACGUGGAAACCAUGAAGUCUCAUUUGAUCAAGGAGCAUCACAGUCAACUUGCCAACAGACAAGCACUAUCAGACGCAGCCAUGAUGAAUUCUGGACUUCAAGAUCCACAGUCUGGUAUGUUAUUGGACCCUUUGACCAUGCUUUUUCAAAAGAUGGAUGCGGGCAACACGAAAAUCUACAGGUGUGCCUACUGUCCUUUCACCACCUCCAUUCUCGUCUAUCUCUACGCGCAUGAAAGGACGCAUACAGGAUUGGGGGCGGGUAGUGGUCAGCAUGGAUCUGGUGGAGGUGGGAGUGGAAAUGGAAAUGAGCGACAAGCCGCAUUUCAGUGUCCCAUGUGUUUUCACACGUUUGAACAACCCGAUGCCUUCCAACAACACCUCAUUGGUCAUCAAAUGUCAGGUGUCCUCGCACCUUUCUUCACCCCAACGUCAUCUGCCAACCUGACGAACAGUGUCAAUUCUGCAGGGCGCCUGGGCUUCCUCCGCUCAUCUGGUGGGGGUGACCCGACCGACCCGAGGGCAUUGCUUUCUCUUCCAUUACUCAACGGGAGCGCGGGGGAUAAUUUAUAUUGGGCACUUAAGAAUGCGACACCAAGCACGACGGCAGCCGAUGGUCCAGCACACAUCAGGGGUGCCAACGAGGAGGAAGGAGAAGAGGGCCGAGAAGAAGAAGACGAUAGGAGUAACGAACCACCCGCAGAUCUUACAACUGAAGCAAGGAAAAAGCGAGCCCACGACGAAACGACAGAUGUUGAGCUGCUGGGAUCUGACCUUAGGCCAAGAAAACGGGAGAAAAUUCUUCGUUUCCGAUGUUCCUACUGUCAGUCUCACUUCGCAAGCAGGGAGUUGGCUUUGGCUCACGUCCAUAAAGUUCAUGGAGGUGUGGGGAGGCAGCAGCGAGAGUCCAGAAGAUUAAAGAAAACUUUCAGAUGCCGAAAAUGCAAAUUCACCUCGGUUAACUAUCAAAUGCUAGUUGUUCACAAUAAACUACAACACCCGGCUUUUAGGCCCACUUUGCGCGGGCCUCACACGACUUCCAGGGGAACGGGUCCCUGCGACGAGUUGCCAGAAGGUCACGGCGUGGCGCAGGAAGAUGGCCAAUUCCUGAUGCAAGGCUUCCUUCUCACCUCCUCGGAGGAAGAGAACUCCAACCAGUUUGUCCCUUCCGUGGUGUAUCUCCCCGUUCGCGAAAAGGUCAGUCAAUCAAUCCGUGUCUCAUUUUCCCUCACACCCACGACAUCCCCCUCCGACCCAAAUACGCAAGACUCAGCAUCGAAUAAACAACAAUAAAAACCUCUCACGGAAGAAAAUAUUUUGCGAAGAGGAUCCACACGACGACAUCAUCUUCAUCUCAUCGUCGUCGUAAUAAUAAUAAAAUUUUGCUGUGCAUAUUUUGCCAAACAAGAAUUUAUCAGUCAAUCAGUACAGCAUUAUUGUUACCAAGUUCCGUAAUGUACAAGUACAUUCACCAACCGAAAUAUGCAACCAGAAACCUUACUUCUUGAUUCAAUUUUUUGAAACAAGACUACAUGUCUUUGAGAAAAUACUUGUUUUUAAUUAUAAAAAAACUACGUAAAUAGGAUUUAAAUUAGAAAACUAAUAGCUGAAACCUAUACCUUACUUCCUUCGUAGAGGUAGCUUAUAAAUAAAUAUGUCUAUACGAAAAAAACAAGCACUACACCAAUGACAAGGAAAAAACAUAGUAUUUGUCGUGGCACACGAGGAGAAUUUUACUUUAGAAUAUAUGUAAACCUGGAACAAACUAAAUUGUUUUCAAGGGAAUCCAAAAUCCAAGGUCUUGCCACAAUUGACCUAUUACAACCCGAAUUUGCCAGGGUGAGGAGAAACCAAGUAGAAGAAUGUAUGGAUUUGUAGUGAUGCAAGUUGUAAAUAUACCCAAGAAACGUAGGAUUUAUUCAGUUUAUAAGAAUGCAUGGAGAAAAAAAAGUGACGAGCAGGAGAGAGAACCAUUGAGGUGGUCGUUGUUUCAUAAUGUAGUAGUGUAAAGGUCACAUUAUUUUAUAAGAGUAUUGUUGUUGUUGUUGUUGUGCGGGUAUGAUGUAACUUAUGUAUGUAGAUGAUAGGAAAACUGAUUGGUUAACUGAAAUUUUGUGGAGUAUAUGUAUGAAUUUUGAUGAAGAGUGGAACCAGUUGUUAAUAUAGUUGUUAUUUAAUUAAAAAUGGGAAAAUAUGAUGACGAAGAUGAUAAUGAGGAGAGGAGAUAAAAAAAGGAGUAGAAACUAUUUCUUAGACACCGGGAAUGCACUGGGAAAAUCAACUGGCGUGUUCGCUCUGUUCCAAACUACAACUUAACUUGAAUCAUGCAAGACGGAAGUUCCUGAAUUUGAGUUUGGUUGUUGCAUCGGCGGAUAUGCAAAGGAGAAAGUUUGGGCUGUGACCAGGUGCUUUAAUACAUUACAAAUGAUAUAGCAACCCGGCUUUUUUCUUCCAUAUGUAAAGUAACAGCAACAUCCGAACCAAUUUAAUGAAUUAUGCUUUUGCAUAAUGAAUUUCUGUGAUGAGAGCACGCCUUUGAGAGAUUAGCAGUGAUCUGUCUUAACUUUUAACUUUUAUAAGUGAAAUCCAACGAUGACACGACGACUUAGUUUUACUCACACGUUCCAACGGCGAAGGAACUCUAAUCAUUAAUUGUAACUAAUCUUAUAUGUAACAAUACAUGCAUACUUACAAUAUUGUAAUACACACUUUUCGUGGCGGCACUAUUUACUAUUUACGAUACUGCUGCCACUGUUCUUGCUACUACAGCACACGUAAUUUACCAUAAUAGUCGUGGAUGAAGUUACGUAAGAGGUACAUACAUACAUACUGCACUGGAAAUACAUAAGAUAAUGCACACUACUUCUUCUACUGAGGUGAAAGUGGCAAACACAGAAUGAGGAAUAUUGCAGGCGUAUUAUGACGAGGACAACUACAACUAAAAAUAUACUACAAUUACCAGUUGGGCAAAAAGAGAAAGCAGGGAGAAAUAGUUGCUAUUACUUUUACAUUGUAUUGAUAAGGAAAUAAUAUGUAAAUGAAGAUAUCUACUUCAACAAAGAUAUAAGAUGAUAACAAAAAGUCGUCAAAUGUAUUAACUUUUUUGAGAUACACGUCACCGAGAAAAAGGUGAAUAAUUGAGAGAGGGAGACAAUUACUACAACAAUUCUAUGUAUUUACUUAGACAGUGGGAUACAAGUAGUAGAUAUGUGUAUGUGAAUAUGUGGUAAAAAAGUAACCAAAACACCAGGGAAAUUCAUAACGUUAUUCAGGGUGGUUCCAGUACAUGCUUAAAAUUAUAAAUUAUGCCAUAACUAUUCUCCAUAACAUACUUUAAUUAGUACAUGAGGAGCACUAUUUGUGAAGGCGGAGACAAGAGAGAAACACACCAAAAAGUGCUAUAUAAAUGUUGAGUAGCCGUAUAAACAAAAUAGAAGGGUAAGAAGCAUACUAUAGUUAUUUAGGGUUGACCUUUUAUGCAUCCUCUGCAAGUCAGUAUUAUAAAUUACGGUAAAUUGUAUCACAGACUGGAAUUGUUCUACUAACAACAAGAAACAAGUAAAAGUUUCCGAGAAGAAAAUCAGUCAAAAAAGAAACAUUCUGGUCACUGCUUAAAAUUUCAAUUUGGUCCAUGUUGUAUUUAUUGUAAAGCCACCACCACAACCACCACCACCAGUAAGCUAUAUGCAGAUUAUGUAGCUCUUGUUAUUUUCCGUACCCCCUGAAAAAAGAUCGGAGAAACUAGAGACUCUCAAAGCUACCGUAUUUUGUGGCAGCGGAGAAAGCACGGGUUGUGACCAGGUGCUUUAAUACAUUACAAAUUACAAAUGAUACGGCAACCCGGCUUCCGUCCACCACACGCAAAAAACCUACUUUUGUCAGUCUCUGAAUCCACUCUGAGAAAAAUCCCUUGGCCCGAAAUCUACAAUUCUAGUUUUGUGUUGUCAAUAUGUGCACUUGAGUUAACUUGAAUCAUGCAAGACGAAAGUUCCUAAAGGGUGGAUGCGUUAACAAUUACCGCAAAAGUUUUCCGUCAACUUAAAUUAUUCGAGUAGUCUGUACCACACUACACGCUACUUAUUCACUUGGUUAAGAUUUAACAUGAUUAGUUACAUAUGCGCAGCAGCUAAAGAUGAGCAAAAAACGUAGUUGUGAGCAGGAAACAAAUCAGUAGCUUAGUAAAUGUCAUAGUAUUUAGGUUUUAGAAAGUAAGGAUGAAUAAGUCAAGUACCACAUUAAGCCAGUCACUAGCAAAAGAUGAUGAGGUGUCAUUAAAUUCUGUGAGUGCUUAACUUGUCUUGUAAAAUGCACACUACUACACUAUGGUUCGCAGUUGGGGCCUUUAAACACAAACACAAAGAAUUAUUGAGUCGUUAAUGUUAAUAAAUGUUGUCGAAAUUUACCUUAUAAAAUAACUCGUCGAACACACGUGUCGUUAGUUUUCUUUUCCCCUUCAUUAAAAGUAAGUAAAAAAAAACAGCAGCAGAAGGCUUUUAUUACCGAGGAUUGGAUUGUUUUGCUCCGUGAAGAGAAUAAAAGGCAAUGAAGGAGGAGGAGGAGGAUGAGGAGAAAAAUGACAUUUCCCCCAGAAACAUAUAUAAUAAAUACAGAGUGCAAAGAUGUUUGGUUUUUAUCCUGUAGGAGCCAGUUCACUUUCACCUUUUCCAAUUAAACUGCCAAUCACUGGCCAGACCCUUUUAAUUGAAAGCCAAUAAUACGUUGCUGGCUGCGCUGGCUGCUUGGGCUCGGUGUGGCCGACCUACUCCUUCAUCUUGUCUGGUUGCAACUAAUUAUUUUAUUUUUAAUCCCAUUUUUUCCUCUUUUUUCGUCUUAAAGGUAGAAAGUGAAUGCAAUGUCCCUUCCUCCUCUUGAUUGAUUGUCUUUCCGUCCAUCGCAUCGCAUCGCUGCCUGUUCCGGCUUAAUUUCUCCCUUGGAUUUUUUUAAGAUUGAUCUUUGUCUCCGUUUCACUUUCUCUCUUCCUUCCAUUAAAUUGAAGGAGUCAUUCAUUAUUUCCUUCCUUCCAUUAAAUCUCAACCUACAAAAUCUGAUUUGGAAAGUCUCGCCCUGCCCCAAACCAAAAAUGCCCACUGUUCUACAGUCUCGUUCUGAAUGAAAUAUUUGUUUUUCUGUGCAAAAUGUCCCCCAGUUUUUCUCUCCGUUUUAUACUUUGAAACUGAAUUUAGAUAAACUUGAUGAAUUUUGCCUUGUGAAGAAGAAAAAAUACACUUUUUGCAAGAAUCCUCAUUCUCUCACUCACUCUCUCGUUAUCUUUCCCUCUCUCUAGUCUCUCUUUCUCUCUCUCUUCACUUUGACCUUUUCUGGGCCUAGCUUUGUACAAUACAUAUGAAAGCUAGUUGGUGGUUGCCUCAUGGAAAGCAAAGAACUGAUAAUCUAUGCAAGCAAUUAUUAUUAGUACAUAAAAAUCUCUAGGUUAGGUUAGAAAAUCGCGUAGUGGAUGGAACUGACUUUUCACAUUUUGCCAAGUAUUACUGAAAACGACUUCACGAAUCUACCUCAGACUAGGAAACGUAUUUAAGGGAACUUUAAUCACAGUAUUGCCUAGAAUCUUAUUGUCCCCAUUCCACUUUUUGGAGAAAAAAUGCAUUCUUUCUCCUUUUCGAGAGGAGGAAUGAAGCUGUUAAUGUACCAUCGCACUAAAUAUACACAUUCGAUAUAUUAAAAAAAAAAACAAUCCAAGCGGAGCAAAACAAUCCUCGUGAAAAUAUUUCUGUUAAUUUUUUAUUCAAUUUUUGAGGGUAAAUAUUGCGUACCACGACGGUCGUCUAAUCGGUCAUUUUAUGUAUAACAACUUUCCUUUUUCUCACAACAUGAGCACCCUGAUUCACAACGAUUGGUUAGUCUGGGAAUGAUUAUGACCAUGUAGUUCACAUCCAGGAGAGGAGGUGGAUAAUUACAGACGUGAAAGUUCCAACCAGGAAAAUUCCAAUAAUUACACAAAAUGAACAUGAUGUUGCAAUCACUCGUUAUGAUGAAAGUUGCGGAGCAGCGAGGAAAUAAGUUUGCAUUAGAAUUAGUUGUACAACGAGUAUUAUUGAUUAAAAUCCGGAAGGAAAAGAAGGAAACAUUGGUAGAAGGGAAGAAUUCGGAGUUGAAUCCCGUCAUUAGAUCAUAAUUUGACUCACCCACCCACCCACCGUCAGUAAAUCAAUCAAUUAACUCAACCAACUCAAUUCAUCAUCAUUUCUGAAAAUUUACUCAUUUUAUUUCCAAUACCUUUCCACAAAUAAAUGAUUACAGUCAAUUUCGUAAACCCUGCAGGAAGAGGGAAAGGCCCGAGUCACGAAAGUAUUAAGUGGAAAAUGUUGAGUUUUGUGAAACAUAAAUGGCUUCAUUUAAUAUGAAGCAUGGUUAAUGCCGGGUUUCAUAAUAGCCAAUGUUGCAAUCCCCUUCUUCUUGUCCUGUGGGAACAAAAUUAGUUGUUGGCUUAUUCGAUUCAAAGCAUUUUAAUAAUACGGAUAAUAACUACCCGUAUUAGCAGAAGUACAUGCGUCCCUGUCGUGUUUUGUGAAAUUCACUUCCAAGAAUGUCACUCUUUCCGCUAAUAGAAAUUUUUGAAACUGCUACCCCGACCAUCCAUAUUUCUACCGCUGCUGCUGCUAUUUACUGUCUGUCUGUGGGUGGGUGACUGAUUGAGCUGUUCUCCAUCACUUAUUGCAAUUUCCAUUAUUUUGCAACUCGAAUUGUUGUCGUAUCAAAGGGGUGCUUGUUGUGAGAUAAUAAGAAAACGUUGUCCUUGUUGUGUGAAGCCAUGAGAGAGCGAGAGUGUAUUUCAUCGCGUAGCAUUUUAGACUGAUUGUACGAACGUUGGUUGGUCGUAAUUGUUUCCCAAAACUGCUGUUGUUGUUGAGUUGUUGUGCAAUUUAAUUGAAUCUUCUUGGUUGAGUUGUUGAGUGUACCAAACUAAAUGCAAUCUAGGAAAGUAACAUGACAGAGUCUGCCUGUUAGUCGUAGUUCUAGUCUAGAAUAUCAAAUCAAAUGAAAUGCCUUAAACGAUUACCUUAUCAGGAGUCAGGUACAAAUAGGGGUAAGCGUAUAGGGUAAGCACUUUGUAAGUAAGGCUGGAUCACGUUGAAAUAAAUAAUGUUGGAUUGAAUGUACUCACUCACUCUCUCCGAUUAUUUAUUGUUAUUAUGCUCUUGCUUACCUCAUUUUCUCUCAUUUCACUCUCGACUUGACGAAACAUUCCCUCGGACUAUAUGCAUACAUACAUUAUUAGUAUUACAGCGGUUUCCCUUCCACAUGAAAAUCGAAUCAAUGGGAUGAGAAUUAAAUCGCAGGGUAUCACGCGUGACAACGCUCCCGUACAAACCAAACUACUACUUACAUACGUACGUAUGACUCCAGUCGAUGGAAGAAAGAGUACGAAAUGACCAGCAAUUCAGAAGAUUGAUUUCAUAGUAAAACUAGAAACAACGACAAAAUUGCUAAAUGCAAGUUUGAUUGGAGUAUGGGACCCGUGGGAGCGAAAAGCUCGUUGUUCUGUAUUACCUCGUCGAGUAAGGGUUUUUAUUUAAAUUCGGAUGUUGCAAUUUCCAUUUUGACAUCGGUCUCCUACUUUCAUGACAUUCGACCAAAUCGGUUUCGUAGCCAUUCAUCGAUUCCGAACAUACGUAAUUAUGUUGUGAUUUCUGCUGCGAUGCAAUUCUCAUUUCAUUUCGAUUUGGUAACUUUCAUCAUCAUGUGUAUGCCAAAAAUUGGUUAUGUCGCAAUUGGAGAACAUAAUGCAGUGAUUUUGCGUUUUGGUAAAAACUAUUGUACGUAUAAUUUCCAUUUUAUUGUAUAUUUAUGAUGGAUUUACAUUUAACUGAUUACAUAAUAUUGUCAAAUCAUCACGUUCUUUUUAACAUGUUAAUCUAUUAAGUUCUAUGUUUAAGUUGAGUAGUAGUUUAAUUUAGACGUAUAAAUUUAAUUGAACGGUAUUUAACAUUAAAUUGUCUAAUUUUAAUAAUUAUUGUUAUCUGUUGUUGUUAAUCACUGCAAGAGAGAGAGGAAAUUUAUGUAUGUGUUUAUAAAUUAUACUAAUUCUACUUAAUUAUUCCUACCAUAAUAUUCUGUAUCACCACCACACACACACUAGUCCAACAAACAACCAACAGUCUUGUCUAAGUAUUGAGUCGUAUAAAUAUUCGUAUUUAUUAUUAUGAUUAUUGUAUUACGUUAUUAUUGUAUGGAGUACACUACCCAGCUAAACAUUCUUGUUUGUAUGAUAGUUAAUUUGCAAAACUAAUUUGUAAUGUAUAAGGGAAGACAAAAACUUAACAGUUUCGGAGUUGUUACAAGUACUGCUGUUAAAUUAUUGUUGAUACGUCAAUACACAAUACAGGAUAAAUUUGGAUAUUUUAUCAGAACUGGA
Messenger RNA from Folsomia candida, 14170 nucleotides. RefSeq lists its product as uncharacterized. The record is from RefSeq and is a predicted model, not a curated record. NCBI's taxonomy places the organism in Eukaryota, Metazoa, Arthropoda, Collembola, Entomobryomorpha, Isotomidae. The transcript has 4 exons. The coding region runs from base 1822 to 7089 and encodes 1755 amino acids.